Molecule: messenger RNA, 1013 nt
Organism: Camelina sativa (false flax)
Lineage: Eukaryota; Viridiplantae; Streptophyta; Magnoliopsida; Brassicales; Brassicaceae
Source: RefSeq, a predicted model, not a curated record
AUUGCUAAUUUACUAUUGUGUAGAUCUUCAUUCUAUUGGAGGCUUGGUUCCUCUUCUCGGGUUCCUUAAAAACUCUCAUGCUAAUAUUCGGGCAAAAGCUGCUGAUGUCGUUACUACAAUUGUUCAGAACAAUCCUAGAAGUCAGGAAUUAGUUAUGGAAGCGAAUGGUUUGGAGUCAUUGCUUUCAAACUUCACUUCAGACACAGAUAUUCAUGCUCGAACCCAAGCUCUUGGCGCGAUAUCAGCUUUGAUUCGCCAUAACAAGCCCGGGGUCACUGCUUUCAAGCUUGCCAAUGGCUAUGCUGGUCUAAGAGAAGCCUUGGCGUCUGAUAGUGUGAGAUUUCAAAGGAAAGCCUUAAACUUGUUGCAAUACCUACUUCAAGAGGAUGAUUCAGACCGCAGUGUUGCCGCUGGACUCGGAUUUCCCCGAGUGAUGAUGCAUCUCGCGUCUAGUGAUGACUCUGAGACCAGGGAAGCAGCUCUCCGCGGACUGCUUGAGCUUGCGAGAGAGAAAAACGAUGGAAGCGGAGGUAGCAGCAUAGACAAAAGCGAUGAGAAACUGAGGCAGGUACUAGAAGAACGUAUCAAAGGAAUCAGCUUGAUGUCACAAGAGGAUCUCGAAACGGUGAAAGAAGAGAGACAGCUCGUGGAUUCACUGUGGAGCAUUUGCUACAAUGAACCUUCUUCUCUGAGAGAGAAAGGGCUUCUUGUUCUUCCCGGUGAAGACGCAUUGCCUCCUGAUGUCGCAAGCAAGAUCUUUGAGCCUCCUCUUAGAGCUUCUGCAGCAAAUCGUAAUGCCACUGAGAAGAAAGAGGAACCUCUUAAAUUACUUGGACCAUAGGCGACAACAACUUGAAGCUUUGAAGUUUAUUUAUAUACACUUCUCCUUGUUUUUAUGUAACUUUCUAAAUUUUCAGAAAAUAUUUGGUUUGUCAGUGCCCAAUUUCCCAGUGUUAUGUUAUUAUGGCAAUUUCUAUCUUUGAUUUUUGUGAUCGUUAAAGUUUAAACUUCAA